CCUGCCGCGAACACCCUCUGGGGUCUUGGAAGUUAAUCCUGCCGUCUUACUCGAGUUGCCACGCGUCCAUCCCGCUCUCCUUCCAAGAAUGCCUUGGCGAACCGCCAGAAGGCAUUGUGGGCAUCGACGGCCUUUCAUGCCAAGGGCGCAACGCCACCUGAUAUCUCUUGGCUCUUCGAGAUAGUCGAUGACGGAAUCCUUGGUAUCGGGACGGACGGUAGGUUGGCCAGAGCGUCAAUGUGAGAUCCCAUGGGUUUAUAUAUUUAGCCACAACCCCGCGUGGUAAGAAUGUAACAGACCUCCAAUCACCUCUUUUCUAGAUUUCCAACAAGCAAAUCUACGCCCACAUUUUACAAUACACGUACAGUCGUUAUCAACUAAAUCCCAGAUAUUUCUUUACUGGGGAACGGAUCCGUUCCUGGGUAGAACGAAUUGCGCCCAACAUGGGUAAGCAAGGCGGAAGAGCCGAACAAAACUACGCAAAACAGCCGUUUUUGCUGUCAGUGGAUGAGAUCGCCGAUCAUCUUCAGACGAAUAUCGACUCGGGCUUGAGCAACGCUCAAGUCCAGCAAUAUCAGGAGAAAUAUGGCCCAAAUAAGCUCGUGGGCGAUGGAGGAGUUUCCUGGUACUCAAUUCUGGGAAAGCAGAUUUCAAAUGCUAUGAUAUUGGUGUUGGUGCUUGCAAUGGCACUAUCUUACGGCGUCGAGGACUUCGUUGAAGGAGCCGUCAUCACGGCGGUCAUCGUCCUCAAUGUUCUUAUCGGCUUCUACCAGGAGUUCCAGGCCGAGAAGAAAAUGGAUGCUCUACGAUCGCUUUCCUCACCUUCCGCAAAUGUCAUGCGCGACGGAAACGAGACGACCAUUCCAUCUGGAGAAGUGGUGCCUGGCGAUAUCGUCUCCAUCAAAACUGGAGAUACUGUGCCCGCUGACCUGCGGAUGUUCGAAGUCAUGAACUUGGAAUGUGACGAGGCCAUUCUGACCGGCGAAGCACUCCCAGUAGCCAAGGAAGUCGAGUUCGAGGCGAAGCACGGCACACUCAAGGAGGAGCUCGGCCUAGGUGAUCGACUCAAUAUUGCUUACUCGUCGGCGACUGUCACAAAAGGCCGCGGCCGGGGUAUCGUCGUGUAUACUGGAAUGUCGACCGCCAUUGGAGGAAUUGCCGCUUCGAUGCAAGGCAAGAAACGCAAACCGAACCGCUCUAUGUCACGAAAGAAAUAUGGUCCAAUGCAGCCUAUAAAAGGAGCAGCCCUUCGAGCUUGGGAUGGUGCUGGCAAGUUCCUUGGUCUCACGGAAGGAACCCCUCUUCAGAUCAAGCUUAGUAAACUGGCCUACGUCCUGUUUGGCUGCGCUAUCCUGCUUGCCAUCAUUGUCUUCGGGGUCAAUCGGUUCAACGUGACAAACGAAGUCGCCAUUUAUGCCAUCUCGACCGGUAUCGCUAUCAUUCCGGAAUCUCUGAUUGCUGUUCUCACAAUCACAUUUGUUGUCGGAAUGACCCAGAUGAGGAAAAGGAAGGUUGUGAUCCGUCAACUCAGCGCACUCGAAGCUCUUGGUGGCGUUACGAAUAUUUGCUCAGACAAGACCGGGACUUUGACUCAAGGCAAGAUGGUCACUCGGAAAGCCUGGAUUCCUGGAGCUGGCAUCUACAGUGUGGAAAACUCGAACAAUGCUUCAGACCCGACCGAGGGCACAAUCACUUUCGGCAAGGCUCCGAAGUCUCGCAAGGAAGCCGAAGCCGAGCGGCAAGCUAGACAGGAAGCUCUUGAUCGCGAGCGAAGCGUCGCCGGUGUGGUCUUUGAUGUUCCGAAUGAAAAGUUGCAGAAAGACAAUGAAAAAGGCCCAGUAACCGAGACAGACGUCGAGAAGGAUCCCGAGGUCAUGCCAGAGCUCCAGGCGUUUCUUGAGUCCGCGGCUCUUUGCAACCUAGCCACAGUUCGCAGGGUCAACGAAGACGGCCAAGAGCAAUGGAAAACAGCUGGAGACCCCACCGAGAUUGCUCUUCAAGUCUUUUCACACCGAUUCAACUAUGGCAAGAAGACACUACAAGAGGAUCACGGUUGGGCACAAAAGAUGGAGUUCCCCUUUGACAGCUCGAUCAAGCGCAUGUCUGUUGUGUACCAGAAACCAGGUGAAGACCACUCAACCAUCUUUACCAAAGGAGCUGUCGAGCGCAUCAUUGACCUGUGCACAUCUGUUGGCAUUGGCGACCAUGAACAGCAAAUGACGCCCGACUUCAAGGAAAGCAUCCUCGAGCAAAUGACCUUUCUCGCCGAACAAGGCCUGCGCGUGCUCGCCGUGGCACGCAAAUUCACACCCCUCGAAAUCGUCGAGCAUUCUGACAUUGACCGCGCCGAAGUCGAAAAGGACCUAUGCCUCCUCGGUCUUGCCGGCCUCUACGAUCCUCCUCGUCUUGAAACCAAGGCCGCGGUCCAAGCUUGCACAACCGCCGGCAUCACCGUGUCCAUGCUGACCGGCGACCAUCCCUCCACCGCCACUGCCAUCGCCAAAGAAGUGGGCAUCAUCCCCAAGAACAUGGGCCAACUCGCACCCGACGUGGCCGCGGCCAUUGUCAAAACGGCCGCGGAAUUCGACAAAAUGAGCGACGCCGAAAUCGACGCCCUUCCAACAUUGCCUCUCGUCGUGGCUCGCUGUGCCCCCGAGACAAAAGUGCGCAUGAUCGAAGCGCUGCACCGCCGCAAGAAAUUCGCCGCCAUGACAGGCGACGGCGUCAACGACUCCCCAUCGCUCAAACUUGCCGACGUCGGUAUCGCGAUGGGCCUCAACGGCAGCGACGUCGCCAAGUCAGCGUCCGACAUUGUCCUGACGGACGACAACUUCGCCAGCAUCGUUAACGCGAUCGAAGAGGGACGCCGCAUGUUCGACAAUAUCCAGCGCUUCGUCCUACACUUGCUCACGUCCAACGUUGGCGAAGUCAUCCUGCUGAUUUGCGGGCUAGGAUUCCAGGAUAGCACGGGCUUCUCUGUGUUCCCGCUCUCGCCGCUGCAGAUCCUCUGGAUCAACAUGCUAACGUCAUCGUUUCCUGCGUUCGGGCUCGGACGCGAGAAAGCCUCGCCGGACGUCAUGGAGCGCCCUCCGCAUGAUAACAAGAAAGGCGUCUUCACCUGGGAACUCAUCACCGACAUGCUCGUGUACGGCACGAUUCAGGGCACGUGUUGCCUUAUGACGUUCAUUUUCAUCGUCUACGGACCAGGUCCAGAUGGGCUAGGUGUGGAUUGUAACCGUACGUACAACGAUACGUGCGACGUGGUCUUCCGCGCACGAGCGGCUGUGUUCGCGGAACUCACGUGGUUGAUUCUGAUCUCGGCGUGGGAGUUCAAGGCCAUGCGUCGGAGUAUGUUCAGGAUCAACCCGCACGAUACGAGGGCGUUUCCCUUUUUCGCGGACAUUUGGGAGAAUCAGUUCCUGUUCUGGUCGGUGGUCAUUGCGUUUUUCUCGGUGUUUCCGGCCGUGUACAUCCCGGGACUGAAUACCAGCGUGUUCAAGCACAAGGGGAUCUCGUGGGAAUGGGCGGCCGCACUUGUCUGCGUGUUCGUGUUUGUGUCGGGCAUGGAGACGUGGAAGUACGUCAAGCGUGCGAUGGGUUGGUUCCAGCAGGAGGAGACGGAGGGCAUGAAGGUGAGAAGACGCCAGCGCUCGGCAUUGAAUCUGCGGCAGGGCUUCUUUACGAUGGCGAGGAGCUUUACGAAGAGCAAGUCGGAGGAGAAAAGGACGGGAGCAGAGCAGGGUGAGAAAGAGCCUCCGCGUGGCACUGUCAUGCCGAGGCUUCUGGAGGAGGUCUGAAUGUAUAAUGCGACUGUUUUUGUUUACGACGUUGUGAAAGUUUUGGGUGGUACCUAGGUAAUCAUGCUGUGUUCCAAUAGUAUCUGAUACUGCGGGUUGAAUCCACAACAUUUGUUGACUUUGUCCAACA
Exophiala xenobiotica is the source of this 3927-nucleotide messenger RNA. Its product is annotated as potassium/sodium efflux P-type ATPase, fungal-type. Gene Ontology annotation, molecular function: P-type calcium transporter activity; ATP binding; ATP hydrolysis activity. The record is from RefSeq and is a predicted model, not a curated record. The coding region runs from base 444 to 3797 and encodes 1117 amino acids. The transcript is spliced from 2 exons. Gene Ontology annotation, biological process: intracellular calcium ion homeostasis; calcium ion transmembrane transport. Lineage: Eukaryota; Fungi; Ascomycota; Eurotiomycetes; Chaetothyriales; Herpotrichiellaceae. Gene Ontology annotation, cellular component: plasma membrane.